AUGUCUGUCUGCCGACCCACAACAAAACGUCAUAUACACGCGACGGCGGAGCUCCGUACGGUGACUGCUGUCUUCCUGUAGUUCAGACUACUCGCAGCUUCUUUUUUUUAAAUUUUUUUAAAUAAAGCAACUUGAACUCAGAGCAACAUGUCGACUGCCAUGAACUUCGGCUCGAAGGCUUUUAAACCUCGGCCCCCGGAUAAAGGCUCUUUCCCCCUGGAUCACUUCGGGGAGUGCAAGGCCUUCAAGGAGACGUUCAUGAAGUGUCUGCGAGACAACAGCUUCGACAACUCCCAGUGCCGGCUGCAGUCCAAAGACUACCUGGAGUGCCGCAUGCAGCAUCAGCUGAUGGCCAAGGAGCCUCUGGAGAAACUGGGAUUCAAGGACCUGAUGGAUCCUCCGCCCAGCCGAGCGGACGGAGACGCCAAACCCUGACCUGCUCACGCCACGGCUGCUGUUUCAGAAACUCGUUCCUCUGAACUGAACGUAUCCGACGUUUUGUCGGGGAUAAGACGACAACACGAGUCCUUUAAAAAAAAAAGAAAAAAAAAGAAAAAGCAUUUUAAAGGCAACGCCAGCUGUGAGUCUGACACUGAGAAGAAUGACUGCAGGAGGACACUGUGGUCUGCAUUGGGGCCUUAGUUUGAGGUCAUACAGUACAAUGGAAUUUAUCAAACACUUGUGUACAUAAGAGAGAAAUGUAUAAUAUAUAGAGCUGUUGUACUGGCAUGUCAGUAAAUCCUUUGUAUUUAAACUAAACUGUGCAUCGACUGAC
Xiphias gladius (swordfish) is the source of this 775-nucleotide messenger RNA. It is a transcript of the gene cox19, whose product is annotated as cytochrome c oxidase assembly protein COX19. NCBI's taxonomy places the organism in Eukaryota, Metazoa, Chordata, Actinopteri, Istiophoriformes, Xiphiidae. The transcript is spliced from 3 exons. Gene Ontology annotation, cellular component: mitochondrial intermembrane space. The record is from RefSeq and is a predicted model, not a curated record. The coding region runs from base 148 to 435 and encodes 95 amino acids. Gene Ontology annotation, biological process: mitochondrial respiratory chain complex IV assembly.